AUGUCACAGCAAGCACCGAGUCAGUGGAUAGUUGCUAAAGAUCUCCAUGAUCAUGUAUAUACAUUUUGUCAUUUUACAUCUCUUUUGUUUCUUAUUUUUUUUUGUAUUUUAAAUAUUUUUUGUUCUAGAGGGGAGAAUGGGGAAUCACGAAUCAGAAUCAGAAAAGCAGCGCCUCAACAAAGCAAUAUAUCAUCAUCAGUAAUUUCAGAAGAGAGUAUGCAUCAUGGUUUAGUUGCUACUGCAUCGAAUGCUAUUAACACCAAAUGUAUGUUCGACGUGUUUUAUAGGCCAAAGUCGAGCAAAUUCAUUGUCAACUGCAAAAAAGUUAUAGAUGCAGUGAACAUGAAGUUCAAUACAGGUUCAAGGUUUACUAUGAAGUUUGAAGGACAUGAUUUUAAUGAAAUAAUAUAUUCUGGGACAAUAGUAAAAGUGGAAGAUUUCUCCAUUUAUUGGAAGGAUUCAGAUUGGCGAAAUCUACAAGUUCAGUGGGAUGAAGCUGCAACAAUUUCAAGACCUAAUAAGGUCUCUCCAUGGGAAAUCGAGCCUUUAAUUCGAAAAAACAAACGCCAAUGCGAAAUUAACGAAAUUGGUCUUGCUAUGUCCAAACCAGAUUACAAUGACCAAAUGGCCCAGUCAACAAAAGAAAAUUCAAUCACCAAUGCAUCUAGUAGCUUCAGAUUGUUUGGAGUUGAUCUAACGGCUUCUACCAAAGGAAGAGAUGUUUUGGAACCACUUGAAUCAUACCAAAAGAGUAAAAUUUCUGAAAUCUUUGAUGAAGAAAAGCUUGAUCAAAUUCAAGCAGUGACAUCACUAACAGAAACCCAAACGAAGAAAAUAAGGUUUACUACAAGUAGUACCAAGGUUCACAUGGAAGGUGUUGUUAGAACUGUUGAUUUAACUGAUUUUGAUGGAUACAAUCACAUGAUCGUUGAACUAGAAAAACUCUUUAAUAUCGAAGGGAAGUUGCAUAUGCACAGUCAAUGGAAACUAACCUUUAAAGUUCAUGAAGGAGAUAUGAUGCUUGUUGGAGACGAUUCAUGGCUGUAAGUUUCCUCUUUCUUCUUCUCUCAAUUUAUUCUUCUUCUCUCAAUUUUUGGGAAAAUAAGAAAGUUAAUGUGUUUUUGAUUCUGUGUAGGAAAUUUUGCAACACCGUAAACGAAAUAUUCAUAUGUUCAAAAUAAGAUGCCAUAAAAUGAAAUUUGAGAACCAAUUCUCUAAAGGUGACUCAGCAUUUACAAAAAUAAUUUCACUGUCCGAUGUCGACGACAGUCAAAAAGGGGUUUUGUUACUUUUAAUGUUUUUUUAUAUAAUACUAGGGUUUGAUCUCUGUUCACCCAGAAAUUUUACUUUUAUUAAGUUUUCAGUUAACAUUUGUUUUAAACUUGAAGAGUUUGGUUUUAUAUUAUGUGUGAUAUUUAUUAUUGUGAUUGCUCUUCUUUACUUUUAUCAACUGUUUUCAUUGAACUUAUUUGUUAUAAGGAGAUUAAGACUCAGUUUCGUUGUGUUCACUAAAUUGCCUUAUACAAUUACUGAGAUAGUUUGAAUGGGACUAUGUUCUGUUUUUAUUUUGGGGAUCGAACUUUUAAUCAUUUUCUUAUUUUAAAUCUUCUAGUUUCAUGUCUGCUCUUAUUUUUUUUUUGGUAAGUUGUUUUAUAUUGCAUUCUUUCGAAUUGUGCAACUAUAUAUUUUUAUUUCCAUAUCAGUAUUGGAAUUAUGGUUGAGUUUUUUUUUAAAAUUAUGUAUGUUACCUUACAAUUUAUUUCUAUACAAUAACUGUAGAUCUCUUAUUUCUGUCAUGUAAACAAACUUUUAGUUUGUUUGUAGUACUAACAUAUGGUUAUUAACAUUUACCAACUAAGCUAAUAGAGAUUUUAGUCAAAAAUAGUUGAAAUAUUACAUAUUAUUUUCAAGGCUGGAAGCACAUGCUACCCCAGCUUCUAGCCAGGGCCGACACUGCUUACAUCGUGAUGAAACUCUUGUGUAGGUUUAUUCUCUAUUAAUCUAUGUAAUUGUUAAUAAAUCAUUUCUCUAAGAUUCAAAUCCAAAAUAUUGAAACGUAAAAAAAAUUAAUGACUUCUUAACUACUGGAGUAAAAAGACUUCAGUAGAUAUAGGUUGCGGAUACUGAAACUAGAAAUGUUCAACGUAAUUUGGUUCUCCCAUGUGAUUGAGGCCAUCUGAUUGAGAGACUGGUUAGAUAAAAACUGUUAUCUUUGGUACAGUCAAUGAACUUGAUCGAUUUUUUUCUUGAUCUGAGCAGGAACAAGAUCGAUGAUAUUUCUAAAUACAUGGACAUUCAAGUGGAAGAGUUGUGUAAGAGAGUUGACGAGCUCACCAGGCUUCACUAUGCCUCAUCAAAAUCAAUGCCAUAAGCUCUGUUCUUUUUUUUUUUUUUGAUUUAUGCUUUCUUGAGUUUAAAGUUUUUUGAUUUGUUAGCAUCAUCUUCUGAAUGGAUUUAGGUAUUGGCUUUUGUAAUAACUUGGCUAUGUUGUUUUUUUUUCUUAAUCAAACCGACUCUGGUUUUAGUCCUUUACAUAGAGAAUCAUGAAGAUAUAAAACAUAAUUGUGAAUAUUGUUAUUGAGAUAUGUAUAUAUUUAGUUAAGAAAUCUAGGUUUAACGUUUACAUUCUUAUCUUCCUAUAUAAGUUGUACAUGUAUAAGCUUUAUCAUUAUGAGAGUCAAUAUACAAUUCUUCCAAUCUUAUACUCUCAUCAUUCUCUACACUUUAGAUUGAAAAAAAUUGUGAAUCACUUUGUCGAAAUAUAUUUAGUCUUAAAUGUGUGUUGUGUAUUGUAUGCCUUUCCUAUGUGAAAUUAUUAUGUUUAUAAUUAAACAUAUACUAUUUGCAGAGAAUUAUUUGCUUGUGAAUUGUGAACGCCUCUCCUCAACUUUCAGUAUUCGUUAUACAAUAAAUAAAUGAAUGGAAAGUAAUAUUCGUGAUAUUAAAAAUAAAAAAAAAUCUUAUGCUAUCAAUUUCUUGAAAAUUUUAUUACUCUUGAAGGCACCUUCGAUUCCUUAAUGAGAUCUAGAUUAUUCUUUGCUCUUUUGAUUAGGUUAUCUUGUGACUAAAUAAAACCUAACCUCACUUGUCUCAACCUCCAAAGUCCCCAUCACUUGAUCAUCCCCCUGUAUAUUAAAAGAGAAGUCACUUUAGUGAGGUCUGGUGACGUGUCGCUCAUAGGUGAACUUUCAAAAAAAUUGUUAUAAUUUGAUUGGUCGAUUGUUUUUAAUUUUUAUUUAUUUAAAUUAGAUCUAAAAAUUUAAGGUAAGUCUAAAAACAUUUAACAUCACUUGCCAUAUAAUCUAAAGAAUAUUACAAACAACAAUUUAUGGCAAC
This is a messenger RNA of Brassica rapa (field mustard), 3336 nucleotides long. RefSeq names its product auxin response factor 22-like. Gene Ontology annotation, cellular component: nucleus. The record is from RefSeq and is a predicted model, not a curated record. Gene Ontology annotation, molecular function: DNA binding. NCBI's taxonomy places the organism in Eukaryota, Viridiplantae, Streptophyta, Magnoliopsida, Brassicales, Brassicaceae. Gene Ontology annotation, biological process: response to hormone; regulation of DNA-templated transcription.